This is a messenger RNA of Abrus precatorius (Indian licorice), 2231 nucleotides long. Its product is annotated as programmed cell death protein 2. The transcript is spliced from 13 exons. The record is from RefSeq and is a predicted model, not a curated record. Lineage: Eukaryota; Viridiplantae; Streptophyta; Magnoliopsida; Fabales; Fabaceae. The coding region runs from base 744 to 1952 and encodes 402 amino acids. Gene Ontology annotation, cellular component: cytoplasm.
GAGAUAAGUAAAAACCCUAAAAAACACUGGCACACGAAAAAACACACACACUGACUUUGGCAGCGCUUCUCCUCUUCUUCCUUGCGGUUGCGUCGAUCUACGAGGGGGGCUUCUUAGCCCUCUCUCUCUCACUCUCUGGGCUGCAAUUUUAGGUGAUUUGUCUUCAGAUGGAAGCAUUGCUUGCUUGACUGACGCCUUUGUCUCAAAAGGAUUGGAAUUUCUGGUUUUUGAGGGCUUGGAAAUUCAGAGAGUAGCCUUUCACUCCGCGAAGAAUAAAAAAAAUAAAAAAUAAAAAAGAAAGAAAGGAAAUUGUGCAUUUUGGAGGGUGUGGGUUUGAAAUUUUUUAUUUUGACAUCAUUUCUAAAGUUAAGUCAAUCAUAGGUGCAGCUGUUUUAAUUAUUGCUUUAUUUUAAAAUAGGCUCUUAGGUCAGGCCAAGCUUUUAGACAAUCCAGUCAUGGUCUUAAAAAAGGUUAUAAUAGGUAAUUAGGAUAGGAUCAGGCCUUCUAAUUAGGAAUCAAGCUAUGCUCAAGCCUUUCAAAUUAGGGCCUGACCUGUUCCCCACUCUGUCAGUUCUGCAGUUCAACCGCAUGAUUCGUAGUGGGACUGCUUGAUCAAGUGAUCUGACCUUGUAACUGGAACAACAAUAUAUUUUAGAUAUAUUGCAAAAGUCCUACGCUUCAUCUAUACAAUCACUUUCUUCUACUCUCUCCUAGAUUACCACUCAUAUUGCAUUGCUAAGCACAUGGACACUGAUACCAUUGGUGAUCCUGUUGAUAUCAAUACCAUUCAGAAUGAUGAAGAAGAUCAAGAUGAUGAUUAUGAUGAUGAAGAUGAAGAACAUGAACUUGUCACUCUUGGUUUUGUUGACAAGCCCAAGAAUCAGUGGUCUCUUCUCCGUCAAUAUUUUCCAAGCAAAGCUGGAGGUGUCCCGGCUUGGCUUGACCCUCUGAAUAUACCAUUAGGGAGAACAUCUUUGUGUGACUUUUGUGGAGACCCGUUACAAUUCUUGCUUCAGGUUUAUGCACCAAUUGAGCAGGAAACUACGUUUCACCGGAUGUUGUUUGUUUUUAUGUGUCCUUCUAUGAAAUGUCUUCUUAGGGAUCAACAUGAACAAUGGAAACGCCAUUCAGAGAAGCCAUCGAGAAGUGUGAAGGUUUUCUGUUGUCAAUUGCCUCGAGUUAAUCCUUUUUAUUCAUAUGAAUGCCCUGAGUUUAAUGAGAGCCACAAACCUGCUGGCAGUGGAGUUGCUCUGUGUGAUUUGUGUGGCACCUGGAAAGGAGAUAAGCUUUGUAGUAGUUGCAGACAAGCACGAUAUUGCUCUGAAAAACACCAGGUUGUAAGUUGGCGCUUAGGGCACAAAAUUGCUUGCCAGCAGAUGAAAGUCUCUUCACCUGUUUUUGGAUCCAACAAAAGCGGACACCCCUCCUCAGAGCAUCAUAAAGUUGCAAGCAACAAUGUGUGGCCUGAAUUUGAGAUCAUCAUUGAAGAUGAAAGUGAAUAUAAUAGAGACAUAUCUGAGGACAAUAAUACCUUGGCUAACUCCUUGAUCUCAAGGAACAGGACUGAUGACACAAUGAAUUCACUUUUGGAUAACUUUCAGGGUGAUCAUGACAAAAGGAGUUGGGCAUAUUUCCAGGAACGCAUUGCUAAGGCUCCUGAACAAGUAUUGAGGUACUAUAGGAAUACUAAUGCUAAGCCCAUAUGGCCUGUGUCAAGUGGUCGGCCAUCUAAAGCUGAUAUCCCUAGAUGCAGUUACUGCAGUGGACCUAUGUGCUGUGAAUUUCAGAUUUUACCUCAGUUGCUGUAUUACUUCGGCGUUGACAAUGAAUUGGAUUCGUUGGAUUGGGCUUCAAUUGUUGUGUAUGCCUGUGAAGCUUCUUGCGAGGCAAGUUUACCUUACAAAUAUGAAUUUGCUUGGGUACAACUGUAUUCACCUUCCCCCACCUUAUAGGAAAGUGUCUGCAUUUAAAUUUUUGGGACUCAACAGUGUAAGAUAUUUUUGUUUGCCUUGGUGGAAGUAUAAGGUACGAAUUUGUACUUCAACCAUCAAUUUUGAGGAUCAUCUGGUGAUUGUGUAAUUUAUGGGCGUGUUGCGCCCCUUGUUAGAAGAAAUUUUGCCCCUACAGAAGAAAUAGGCUAUUGUUACGGAGACAUAUUCUCGUUGCUUUAUACAUAUUUUCAUCAUUCGAUAACUAAUAACGAGUUAUAAUGAAAUUUCGGCAUUCUUUUU